Messenger RNA from Aspergillus melleus, 2367 nucleotides. It is a transcript of the gene lub1, whose product is annotated as WD repeat PLAP family protein. Gene Ontology annotation, biological process: proteasome-mediated ubiquitin-dependent protein catabolic process; ubiquitin recycling. NCBI's taxonomy places the organism in Eukaryota, Fungi, Ascomycota, Eurotiomycetes, Eurotiales, Aspergillaceae. The coding region runs from base 1 to 2367 and encodes 788 amino acids. The record is from RefSeq and is a predicted model, not a curated record. Gene Ontology annotation, cellular component: cytoplasm; nucleus. The transcript is spliced from 3 exons. Gene Ontology annotation, molecular function: ubiquitin binding.
AUGCCUGACUUCAAGAUCUCCGCUUCUCUGGAGGGUCACGGCGAUGAUGUUCGCGCUGUGGCCUUUCCCAACCCCAAUGCCGUCUUGUCCGCCUCUCGAGAUGCAACGGUUCGGCUCUGGAAGCUCGUCUCUACCCCGCCCCCAACUUACGACUACACCAUCACCUCACACGGCUCGGCGUUUAUCAACACCCUAGCAUACAUCCCCCCAACCCCCCAAUAUCCCGAAGGACUAGUACUCUCCGGUGGUCAGGAUACGAUUAUAGAAGCCAGACAACCCGGGAAAGCCUCGGAUGAUAAUGCGGAUGCUAUGCUUCUGGGCCAUGCGUCCAACGUCUGCGCCUUAGAUGUCUCAUCCGAAGGGGGUUGGGUGGUUAGCGGUAGUUGGGACUCGACAGCUCGACUAUGGAGGGUCGGGAAAUGGGAGGCCGAAGUCAUCCUCGAGGAUCACCAGGGUAGCGUUUGGGCUGUGUUGGCCUAUGACAAGGAUACAGUCAUUACGGGGUGCGCGGAUAAGAUCAUACGGAUAUUCAACACUUCAGGCACUCUACUGAAAAGCAUCAAAGAUUCCCGCGAUGUCGUUCGGGCCCUGUGCAAACUCCCUCCUUCCCAUCCUACGGGCGCACAGUUCGCUUCGGCGGGUAACGACGGAGUCAUCCGGCUUUUCACACUACAGGGUCAGCAGGUUGCGGAGCUCCAUGGCCAUGAGAGCUUUAUCUAUUCCUUGGACGUGUUGCCCUCUGGUGAAUUGGUCAGUUCCGGUGAAGACCGAACGGUGCGAGUCUGGAACGGUACACAAUGCGUGCAAACCAUUACUCACCCGGCAAUCUCGGUUUGGAGCGUUGCUGCUUGCAAGGAGACGGGCGACAUUGUUACAGGUGCUAGUGACCGUAUUACUCGAGUCUUCACCCGGAGUGAAGAGCGAGUUGCCGCUGCCGAGGUGGUGCAGCAGUUUGAACAGACAGUCAGAGAGUCAGCGAUCCCGGAACAACAAGUCGGCAAAAUCAACAAGGAGCAGCUUCCAGGAACCGAUUUCCUCAAACAAAAGUUCGGUACUAAAGAUGGCCAGGUACAGAUGAUUCGUGAAGACAACGGCAGCGUUACAGCCCACACAUGGUCUGCAGCAUCGCAGGAAUGGAUCGCGGUCGGCACAGUGGUCGACUCUGCUGCCAGUAGCGGAAAGAAGACAACAUAUCUCGGACAAGACUACGACUAUGUUUUCGAUGUUGACGUUGAGGACGGGAAGCCGCCUCUCAAGUUGCCAUUUAAUGUGUCGCAGAACCCGUACGAUGCUGCCACGAAAUUCAUCCAGGACAAUGAGCUCCCUAUGACCUACCUCGAUCAGGUCGCCCAGUUCAUCGUCCAGAAUACGCAGGGUACAACUCUCGGGCAAGCGUCGGGGCCCACGCCCGCAGGUGCUGAUCCCUGGGGCUCGGAGAAUCGUUACCGGCCAGGGGAUGGUUCAGAUUCUCAACAGGCUCAACAGCCACCCGUUCCCGAGCCACGUCCCAAAAUACUUCCCCAACGGUCAUACCUAUCCAUCAAAUCCGCCAAUCUCAAAGUCAUCGCGAAGAAGCUGGGCGAGCUCAACGAUCAGCUCGUGUCGUCAGGAUCGAAAGAUGUGUCGCUGAGUCCUUCGGAGCUGGAGACGGUCGUUGCUUUGUGCGGCGAACUAGAAUCUUCGGAAAAGCUGCAGCAGUCCCCUGCUGUUGGAGCUGGAAUUCCCUUGCUGUUCAAGGUCGCUACCCAGUGGCCUGUCACAAACAGACUCCCCGGUUUGGACCUUCUCCGUCUCCUUGCGGCCGCCACUCCUGCGACUGCUACCAUCGACUACAAUGGCCAGGACCUGUUCACCGGUCUUCAGGCCAGUGGCGUAUUCAAUGCCCCGUUGAAUGCCAAUAACGCAAUGCUGACCUUCCGAAUGCUGGCCAAUCUAUUCGAAACCGACGCCGGUCGUCAAUUGGCUGUGAGUAGAUUCGAUCAGAUCAUCGCUGCCGCCAAGUCAGCCCUGACGAACGGUGGGGGCGCCAACCGUAACCUCACCAUCGCCGUAGCGACGCUUUACAUCAACUUUGCAGUCUAUCUGACAUCCGACGGGAGAGAGUCGGCUCCCGAGUCAUCCGAGAAGGGUUUGGUCCUUCUUGCGGAACUCACGCAGAUGGUCUCGGGAGAAAAGGACUCGGAGGCAGCAUACCGGAGUCUCGUUGCCCUCGGGACGUUGGUCAAAUCACUCGGCGAGGAAAUCAAGAGUGCGGCGAAGGAGAUUUACGACGUUGGUCAGAUACUGGGAGCGGUGUCGGGCUCUGGACUCGGGAAGGAACCUAGAGUCAAGAGUAUUGUUGGCGAGAUUAAGGAAGCAUUGUCGUAA